Durio zibethinus is the source of this 1857-nucleotide messenger RNA. The record is from RefSeq and is a predicted model, not a curated record. NCBI's taxonomy places the organism in Eukaryota, Viridiplantae, Streptophyta, Magnoliopsida, Malvales, Malvaceae.
AACUAUUCUGUUUCUGUUCUUUUGACUUUCCAACGGGUGUAAUAUUCAUUAGAAUUCGUUAUUCUCUAUAAAACGGCUUCACAUACACAAUCACAAAACUCAGAAUAAGUUGAAAGUUCUUCGUACUUGGAUUCCAUUUCGCUGAUUCUACAGCUCCGCCUCGCUCCUUCUCAUUUCCCUCUCUUCUCUCGGCCAUGAAGCAACGUAGCCCCAAGAAAAUCUCCCUUAAAUGGAUCCCGUUUAUCUGCAUCUCCUUCUUCAGUCUCGGAAUUCUCGUCAGUAACAGGCUGUGGGUUCCACCGGAAUCCAACGGUCAGCUCGCCUUACAACAUCGACGUGAGCAGGAGUUGCAGAAUGUCUCCGAGAAUUGCGAUACUAAGAAAAAGCUUGCUCAAGAUAAUGACGUAAUGGGUGAAGUUUUGAAAACCCACGAAGCAAUUCAAUAUUUGACGAGGCGUCACAGAUCUUUAGACAAGUCAGUUGCAAUGCUUCAGAUGCAGUUAGCUGCAUCACGUAGUUCUCAGGAAAUGGAGGACUUGGAUGCCUCCAGUGCUGUCUCAACCUUGGCUCGUGAUGGCCCGCAGAGGAAGAAAGUUUUCACGGUCAUUGGAAUUAACACUGCUUUUAGUAGUAGGAGGCGGCGUGAUUCUGUCAGAGAGACUUGGAUGCCACAAGGGGAAAAGCUUUUUCAGUUGGAGCGCGAGAAGGGGAUUAUCAUCCGUUUCAUGAUUGGCCACAGUGCAACAUCCAACAGCAUUUUAGAUAGAGCUAUUGAUUCAGAGGAUGCUCAGCAUAAGGACUUCCUUAGACUGGAGCAUGUUGAAGGAUAUCAUGAAUUAUCAGCAAAAACAAAAAUGUUCUUUUCUACUGCAGUUGCAAAAUGGGAUGCUGAGUUCUACGUCAAGGUGGAUGAUGAUGUCCAUGUUAAUCUUGGUAUGCUAGCUGCAACUCUUGGCCGUCACCGUUCCAAGCCCAGAGUCUAUAUAGGGUGCAUGAAAUCUGGACCUGUACUUUCUCAAAAGAAUGUCAAGUACCAUGAACCAGAGUACUGGAAAUUUGGAGAGGAGGGGAACAAAUACUUUCGACAUGCAACUGGGCAGAUAUAUGCAAUUUCAAGGGAUCUGGCAACCUACAUCUCCAUAAAUCAGCCUAUAUUGCAUAAGUAUGCUAAUGAAGAUGUGUCCCUUGGCUCGUGGUUUAUUGGCCUUGAGGUUGAGCACAUAGAUGAUAGGAAUAUGUGCUGUGGGACUCCACCAGAUUGUGAGUGGAAGGCACAAGCCGGCAACAUUUGUGUUGCAUCAUUUGAUUGGAGCUGCAGCGGAAUCUGCAAAUCAGUGGAGAAGAUUAAAAUUGUUCAUGAAAGGUGUGGUGAAGGGGAUGCUGCGGUUUGGAGCACUUUAUUCUAAAAUGGGAAAGUUUUCUUUGGACAAAUAAGAUUAAACACGUGUGGUUGAUGAUCGAGCAGAGGCAGUAACGGUGCAUCUGGUUUCCAUACAUAUCUGCAGAGUGCAAACACAUUUCCUCAACAUAAUACGAAAAAUGAAGGCGAAGACAUUAUUCACGUGGUAGAUAGGAGCUGUUUGAUCGGAAAAGUUUAUAGUAGCAUUCAACAUAUCUUCCAAUUCAUUUUUUUUGGGUUGAAGAGGAUAUGAUAUGAUAGUAUUUAUAUACAAAAAUUGUUAUAGUUUUUCCAUUUUUCUCAUUUUGCAUAGAAAUUAAAUGUGAUACGUAAGAGUGUUGUAAAAUGGUGGUCCAAACGCCAAAAGAUAAUGUAUGGCCACUUUCAUAGAAGCUAGUAAAAUGUUGAUGCUGCUACAGUUUUUAAAUAUUUUUAGCUUUGGAAUUCAAACGUAAAGU